UGGCUGUGGGAUGCUCCAUUAAUGCUUUUAUUGAAGCUGGAUCGGGUUUGACAUCGUCCACCACUUCCACCUCCUCCCGCAUCCCCAUCCCACCCUCAUCCUCGCAGACAUCAUGACGGCAGGGCUAAAAACCAUCAUAUCCCUCUCUUUCAUCCUCGCAAUCGGCUUCCUCCUCGUCAUCCUAUCCGCCGCUCUGUGGCAUAACUUCCUCCCCCUCCUCGUCGUUGCCACAUAUGUGAUAGCCCCGCUACCGAACUGGAUAUCUCUCCCAGCUCUCCUGGCACAUAGCGGCGCCAUCCAGAUGUCCGCGAUGGUCAUGUCGAUCCUAGGCGGUCUGUUGAUAUACGGCACCAUCAUCAGUUUCUCAAUGUUUUUCCAAGAGCAGGAGGAAUUCUAA
This is a messenger RNA of Histoplasma capsulatum G186AR, 397 nucleotides long. Its product is annotated as vacuolar sorting-associated protein. Bases 113 to 397 code for a protein of 94 amino acids. The record is from RefSeq and is a predicted model, not a curated record. Lineage: Eukaryota; Fungi; Ascomycota; Eurotiomycetes; Onygenales; Ajellomycetaceae. The transcript is spliced from 3 exons. Gene Ontology annotation, biological process: late endosome to vacuole transport via multivesicular body sorting pathway. Gene Ontology annotation, cellular component: Vps55/Vps68 complex; endosome.